Messenger RNA from Plasmodium vinckei vinckei, 1635 nucleotides. RefSeq names its product serine/threonine protein kinase, putative. Gene Ontology annotation, molecular function: ATP binding; protein kinase activity. NCBI's taxonomy places the organism in Eukaryota, Apicomplexa, Aconoidasida, Haemosporida, Plasmodiidae. Gene Ontology annotation, biological process: protein phosphorylation. Bases 1 to 1635 code for a protein of 544 amino acids. The record is from RefSeq and is a predicted model, not a curated record. The transcript has a single exon.
AUGGUAGAAUUUUUAAAAAGGGAUGAUAGUAUGUAUACUUAUUCGGUAGAAUCGUCGAUUGAAUGUCAUAAAAAAAAGAAAGAGAAAAAAACAAAAAAACAUAAUGGGACUAAAAAUAUAAACUCGUUCAGUGAUAGUGAGCAAAUAUUAAAUAACAGUUUUGGUUAUAUAAAUUGUUUUCACUUUUUAAAGACGGAAAAUAAAAACCAAACAAUUUUUUUAGAGAAAAAUUCUGAUCAUCCUACGAAAGAAAAUUUGUGUAGAAAAUGGUUAAGCACAAAAAGUGAGUUUAGUGAUAAAUAUAAAAACAGUAGCAAUAGUAGAAAUUGUAAAAAGAGGUACCUUCAAAAUAAAGUAUUUACCAUUGUUAGUUAUGAUUUUAUAGGGGUUAUAAAAAAGACAAAAAAUAUAAAAAUGAUACACACACAAAGAGAUUGUUCCUUAUUAUGUUAUAAAAAUAGGGAGGAAAAAAAAAUGAAUAUAUUAAAGAAGAUUGAAAAAGAAAAGAUUCCAGAUUUUAAUGAGUCCCCAAUUAGUAUUGAAAAGGAGUAUAUGUUAUAUGAAAAAAAAUAUAAAAAUAUUCAUAUUGCUUUUGUAAAGGGCUGGGAAAGUAGAAAAAAUAUAAACAAUGAUUAUAUUAAGAAUAGAGAGAAAGAUAAUGAUAUUAAUAAGUUGAAAACAAAAAUAAUAAAAAUUUAUAAAUAUCCAAAAGAGGAUACUUUUAAUCCAUUUUAUAAUAACUAUAUGUGUUUUGAAAAUUCUGUAAAAUUAGAAAAAUGGCUAACUGAGGAUUUAAAACAUGAAAAUAUUAUAAACAUUGAAUCUUAUUUUUAUCAUAAUGAGGAAAUUAUAACUUUUUAUAAAUAUGGUGGUAAUUCACUUAUGCAAUGGGAUAAAGAAACAAAACGGUUUCAGUAUAAAAAAAAGGUAUACACAGUUAGUGAAAAGAAAAAGAAAAAUUAUGAGCAUGAUAAAAUAUGGAAUCCUAUAAUUAAUAAUGAUAAUAAUAAACAAAGUAAAAGAGAAAAGGCAUAUGUCUAUCCUGAAUAUAUGAUUGCAGAAAUUUUAAGACAAGUUUUAAAAGCAUGUUUAUAUUUAUAUGAGAAUGAAAUAUAUCAUAGUGAUAUUAAACCAUCAAAUAUUGUUGCAAAAAAUAUAAAAAAGAAAAAUUUAAAUAAGAUAAUUUAUUGUAAAAAAGAAAAAAAAUGGUAUAUAAAAAAGUAUGGAAAAAUAAAAAAAAAUAAAAUUUUAAUUAAAAUAAUAGAUUUUGAAUAUUCACAGAAAUGUUAUGGAGAAGAAGUUAAUGUAGGAGGUACAACAUCUUUGUUUAAACCAUUAGAAAGUUUUAAAAAAAAUAAAAUUAAUAUAUUUUCAAAAAUAGUUUGGGUUAUAGGAAUAACUAUUUUUAUAUUAUCAACAGGAGAACACCCUUUUAGUUCUAUAAAUAAUGAUAUGCAUAUUUUAUUUUUAAUUCAAAAUAAAAAUUUUGAUAUAAAAAAUAGUUUUAGAAAAUAUAGUUACUUUUCACGUUCCUUUAAAGAUUUACUUCAAAAAAUGUUAAGAGUGGAAUAUACUCAACGAAUUUCUUUUUUUGAUUUAUUCUUUCACCCCUUUGUUCUUUUUGGUGGUGAAUAA